AUGGCCCCACCAUCGCCACCUCGGCCCGCGGCUGCGUCUCAAAGGAAGAGAACAGUGCGCGCGGCCCAGGUUUGGCACGGUGCAGCCAGACGUCGCACGGAUGCCGCGGCCGCAAUGUUGCAGCGGAUUGGAGGACAGUUGACCCACGUGUCUGGGUCCCGAUCCGAUGUGCAGACACCACCAUCGCCGUCACCACGUCCCACCACACCGGCUGGGACAGGAGACGCCUUCUUUGACAGCCCGGAGUUGGCCGCCUCACCGGCAAUCUCUCCGCCCCGUGAUCCCCGGAGACGACCAGCAUCGCCCAAGGAGCAGAGGCAGCGCCAGGACACGCGCCUCAAUCAAGCCACCUGGGCUCCGGCUAAAGGUAGGCCCGCCCCGCGCCUAGCGGCGCCGCCCCCCUACCCCGCUGAACGAUUUAUAUCGCCCCCCAAGCCGCCCCCCCCCUCGCCCGCCGGCCUUUACGUCUCCAUGCAAGAUUUCGCCAUGCAUAGAGAUGGAGGUCUCAUACGCAGUCAUGGCUGCGUCACCGCCUACGAGACCUAA
This is a messenger RNA of Danaus chrysippus (African queen), 546 nucleotides long. NCBI's taxonomy places the organism in Eukaryota, Metazoa, Arthropoda, Insecta, Lepidoptera, Nymphalidae. The record is from the annotation of a GenBank genome assembly.